Messenger RNA from Heteronotia binoei (common prickly gecko), 4135 nucleotides. It is a transcript of the gene LINGO2, whose product is annotated as leucine rich repeat and Ig domain containing 2. The record is from RefSeq and is a predicted model, not a curated record. Gene Ontology annotation, molecular function: protein binding. The coding region runs from base 1425 to 3245 and encodes 606 amino acids. Lineage: Eukaryota; Metazoa; Chordata; Lepidosauria; Squamata; Gekkonidae. The transcript is spliced from 9 exons.
CCGCAGCCGGCCAGGUUCGCUCGGCAGCGGCUGGGUUGCUCGGGCUACCCCGCCCCCUCUCGUGCUGCUUCUGCGGGACUUUCGAGGCGCGCGUUCGAGGCCCGGGAAGGAGCCGGCUCGGCACGCGCGCACGCUCCCGCCUAGCCUCACUUCCAGCCGGCCGGGGCUCGAUCGCUCGAUGCUGCCGCCGCUGCCCUGCCUUUGCCCACCGGAAAGUUUCCGCCGCGUCGAGGCGGGCGGACGGCAGGGCUUGGGAGACGGGCGGCAGCUCCGCCUGGAAGCCGGUGCCCGAGAGCUGUUGCGCGGAGGAGAGCCGCACGGACGUUAAGGGGGAGCGGCCGCCACGGUUUGCCGCGGCCAAGGGAAGACAGCGGCUGGUUUGCCCCUUCUUGGGUCUUCGUCGUCUGCGGGGAUUAUUGCGGGGAAAGGAGAAAAGUGCCCGCUUCGAGCCAAGUUGGAGAGCGAGGCGAUUCCCUCCUUCGCUUCCCCGGCGUUGCCCGUGGGUUGGUCAUGUAAGGAUUGCUCCGUGGGGUUGCCCUAUUUCUUUACCGUCAGCGAAAGCAUCGGGGGAGGUCGUGGCUGUGGCGACCGGCUGGGCUGGUUUUAAAGGGCGCCCGGGAGAAUUGAGACUGCCUCCAAGGCAAACUUUUGGAAGAGAAUUGCAAAAUACAGAAUUGUAUGUCUUGUGGGUCUAACAACACAUGGCCCAGCUUGAAUGAAUAAGACUUUUGUGUCGCCUCAUGUGGUGUUGCAAAAAAUGAGAAAGAGAAGAGGGCUAAUGUCACAUUCCCCAGCCCAACUAUAUCACGGCUGGUAGCCUGGAGUAAAAGUGCACUGGAGCUCAGACGCCUGUGAAUUCAGCUAUUCAACUUGUAUCAAUGGAUGCCAGUCUUACAAAAAUGAAUGGAGGCACUAUGGACUAGCCAACAUGAUUAAAAAUGCCAGUCUGCUGACAUUGUGCUGUUUUUUGGCCAACAAAACAGUCAUCUUUCCAGCCCAAUGCUGCAGUGCAAGUCACUUAUAACUGAUAAUCUCAAAUUUGAACAGAUCCUGAGAAGUAAGAAGAGAAGCAUGAAUGACUCUUUUGGGGAUUGGGUAACAACCUGGUCAACAGAGGAGACAUUCAGAAAGCAUUAUGCUCCAGAUCUUCAGGCGAAGUAGAAGGCAGAGGUGGGCAAGGCUAUUCUACAGGUGCUGUUCCAGUGAGAGACUCACUCCACCUCCUCUGAGUUUGUUUCAAGCAGGUGGAACACAGUGCCAUGAGAAAGUCUGUCAUCCAUGACAAGGUGGGAUUAUCAUGAUCAAAUACUCCAUUUUGAUUUUAACCAGUGGCCAAGAGCAUUUCAUGGUCAACAGCACAGACUGGACUUUUAAAGACAGUAUAACAGGCCUGUGACAGAAGAUUAGACAACAUCAGUGGAGUCAUGCUUCACACAGCCAUAUCAUGCUGGCAGCCAUUUCUAGGUCUGGCUGUGCUGAUACUUUUCAUGGGCUCUACCAUAGGCUGCCCAGCCCGCUGUGAAUGUUCAGCACAGAACAAGUCUGUCAGCUGUCACCGGAGGCGCCUGACUGCCAUCCCUGAGGGCAUCCCCAUUGAGACUAAAAUCCUGGAUCUUAGCAAGAACAAACUCAAAAACGUCAGCCCAGAGGAAUUCACAUCUUACCCACUGCUUGAGGAGAUAGAUCUCAGUGACAACGUCGUCGCCAACGUAGAGCCGGGAGCCUUUAACAAUCUGUUUAACUUGCGUUCCCUGAGACUCAAAGGGAACCGUCUGAAGCUGGUUCCUUUAGGGGUAUUCACUGGGCUGUCAAACUUAACAAAGCUAGAUAUCAGUGAAAACAAGAUUGUCAUUCUGCUGGACUACAUGUUCCAAGAUCUACACAACCUGAAGUCCCUCGAAGUAGGGGAUAAUGAUCUGGUAUAUAUAUCCCACAGGGCAUUUAGUGGACUGCUUAGCUUGGAGCAGCUUACUUUGGAGAAAUGCAACCUAACAGCUGUACCAACAGAAGCCCUCUCCCACCUUCACAACCUCAUCAGCCUGCACCUGAGACAUCUCAGUAUUAACCUUUUGCCUGCGUAUGCCUUUAAGAGAUUGUUCCGCCUGAAAAACCUAGAAAUUGAUUAUUGGCCUAUGCUGGACAUGAUGCCUAGCAACAGCUUGUAUGGCCUGAACCUCACUUUUCUCUCCAUCACCAACACCAACCUGUCCGCAAUACCUUAUUCUGCUCUGAAGCAACUGGUUUACCUAACGCACCUGAACCUCUCCUACAACCCCAUCAGCACCAUUGAGUCAGGCAUGCUUGCAGAACUGGUGCGCCUGCAGGAGCUUCAUAUAGUUGGGGCCCAGUUGCGUACCAUUGAACCCCAUGCUUUCCAAGGGCUCCGGUUCCUGCGUGUGCUCAAUGUGUCCCAAAACUUGUUGGAAACCAUAGAAGAGAAUGUGUUCCAUUCCGCCAAAGCCCUGGAAAUUCUCUCUAUAAACAACAACCCCCUGGCUUGUGACUGCCGCCUCCUCUGGAUAUUACAAAGGCAGCCCACGCUGCAGUUUGGCAGCCAGCAGCCAAUGUGCGCUGGCCCUGACAGCGUCAAGGAGAGGCCGUUCAAAGACUUCCACAGCACUGCCCUUUCUUUCUACUUCACUUGCAAGAAGCCCAGGAUCCAAGACAAGAAGCUGCAAUAUUUGGUAGUGGAUGAAGGGCAGACGGUACAGCUCAUGUGCAAUGCAGAUGGUGAUCCGCAGCCAACCAUCUCUUGGGUGACUCCACGGCGGAGACUGGUCACCAUGAAAUCCAAUGGAAGAGCUACAGUGCUGGGAGAUGGCACACUGGAGAUACGCUUUGCUCAAGAUCAAGACAGCGGGACCUAUGUUUGUAUUGCAAGCAAUGCUGCUGGGAAUGACACCUACGCAGCCACCCUUACUGUCAAAGGAUUUGCCUCGGAUCGGUUCCUUUACGCUAACAGGACUCACAUGUACAUGACAGACUCCAAUGACACAAGUUCCAAUGGAACCAAUGUGAAUACAUUUUCCCUUGACCUCAAGACAAUACUGGUGUCAACAGCCAUGGGCUGUUUUACAUUCCUCGGGGUGGUUUUAUUUUGUUUCUUACUUCUUUUUGUGUGGAGUCGAGGGAAAGGCAAGCAUAAAACCAACAUUGACCUUGAGUAUGUCCCACGUAAAAACAAUGGUGCAGUGGUGGAAGGGGAGGUGCCCGGACCACGCAGGUUUAAUAUGAAAAUGAUUUGAUGGUUAUUCUGCUAACAUUUUUUUUUCUCUCUCUCCUGUGGCAUUCUAACCAAUUCAGUGAGCCUGGCAUGUAGGAACUGCCAGGUUAAAAGCAGCUUCAUGUGGCUGCUAUGGUGUCAAAUGGUAUAUGGAAACCAGGAAGACUAUCUGAGGUUGUACAGCAAUGCCUCUUCUUUUGGGGCUGAGUGUGUGUUAGGGCUUUUUGCAGAGUUGGUAUACAGUACUAAUUGUUUGCAUUGCAAAUUUUUUGGCAUUCUGGGGAUCUCAGUAACGAAUUGUCGGCUCAUGUUCAUGGACAACUGUUAAAAACAUUUUCUACCAUUCAAAAAAAAAAGGAAAAAAAGAAACCCUACAGUGUAGGAUUUACAUAUUUAAUGAAAAAAGAGACACAUUUGUCUACUACAUACUCUGCAGUGAAAUUUGUAUCUAUAGAUCUCAUUUGCUAAAGCCUUGCAUCAUACAUACCUUAUAGUUGGUUCGACACUACAAAGAUUAAUGUAUUAUUGUAUUUUUUUUAAAUAUACAUAUUUACUGUGUACAUUUUAAAGCAAUACAGAUGAGAGGUUUUGUUCCUUCCACUGCAACUGACCCAAUUGUGAUGUCACUCUUCCCAUAAUUACAGCCAAAUUCUCAGAUCAGACCUCUGUAGUCACCAAUGAAUGAUGCUAUCUGUUCAAAGACCAGAGAGGAACCAACCCAUGAGGCAGACAGCCAUAACUGUGUCUUGUUGCUCUUCUCUUCAUGCGUAAAGAAAAGGCAUGUGCCUCAUUUUGAUAUAGAAUGGAAUAUUUUUUUAAAAUAUCUGUGAUUUCACACUGGACCAGUUUACUGUAAAAGAGUUCAAGGUCCAAUUUCCUAGUCUUUGUUGGCAUAAAAGUUGGCAAACUACA